AUGGCAAUCCGAGCCACAUAUCCUAACAAGCUGAAAUUGCUUCUUGUAAUUUCCGGUGGUGUACUUGUACUACUUUGUUCACAUGGCGAUGACAACAUGGAAUGUAACAUCGGCUCGGUGACAGGCUUCUUCUACCUCAAUAUGACACCCGAGUUAUUCGUGCGAGGUGAGGCCGACAAGAAGAUCGUAGACCAGGUGUUGCUCCUGAAUUUCGAAUAA
Messenger RNA from Botrytis byssoidea, 219 nucleotides. RefSeq lists its product as uncharacterized. The coding region runs from base 1 to 219 and encodes 72 amino acids. Lineage: Eukaryota; Fungi; Ascomycota; Leotiomycetes; Helotiales; Sclerotiniaceae. The transcript is spliced from 2 exons. The record is from RefSeq and is a predicted model, not a curated record.